Messenger RNA from Telopea speciosissima, 1049 nucleotides. Its product is annotated as clavaminate synthase-like protein At3g21360. The coding region runs from base 486 to 986 and encodes 166 amino acids. NCBI's taxonomy places the organism in Eukaryota, Viridiplantae, Streptophyta, Magnoliopsida, Proteales, Proteaceae. The record is from RefSeq and is a predicted model, not a curated record. Gene Ontology annotation, molecular function: oxidoreductase activity. The transcript is spliced from 3 exons.
AGAGAGAGAGAGAGAGAGAGAUGGAGUUUGUGGAAGGAACGGUAGAAGAAGAGAAGAAAUUUGGGAGUGUAGUGUUCCCAAAGACACUGAACCCUCCAAAGAAUGGUGGUGAUCAGGGUGUGGAGUUUGGUUCCAGUGAGUUGAUAGAGAUGGUGAAAGCAAAGAGGGAGUGGCUGGAAGAGCUACUUCAACGUCACUCGGCGAUUCUCUUUAGGGGAUUCCGAGUUGACUCUGCGGAAGAGUUUGGAAGAGUAGUUGAAGCAUUCGGAUGGGAAGAAAUGGAGUAUUGGGGAGUUGCUUCUCGUUUCAAGGUUGCUCAUAGGGUUCACACCACCAAUGAAGCUCCUCCUGACAAAUUCAUCACCUUCCAUCAUGAAAUGUCCCUAAUCAAGGACUGCCCUUCCAAGCUAUUCUUUUUCUGUUCCCAACCACCACCGAUAGGCGGCUAGACAUCAAUUGUGCCAAGCCCCAUUGUAGUAGAAAAGAUGGAAGAAAAGUUGCCGGAAUUUGUUGCCGACUUAAUGGAAAAAGGUUGUGUAUUUGGUCGGAGUCUUCCAAAAGGGAAUGAUACUAAUAUUAUCAGCGGCAGGUCUUGGAAAUGGUUUCUACAAACAGAAGAUCAAGAUGAAGCCAAACAGAGGGCUACCGAAAGGCUACGUUCAUGCUCCAUCAACUUCAACAAGGAUGGGCGUGCUGACCUUGUAUUUGGUCCCUUAAAUCCAAUCCAGGAACUUGAAGGAAAGAGGGUUUGGUUCAAUACCAUCUUAGGUUACACUAGUAAUGAAAAAGACAUGAAAGUAAGCUUUGGGGAUGGAAGUGCUCUUCCUUCUGAGGCAUUUGAGACAUUUAAACAGAUUUUGAAUGAGAAUUGUGUAGAUCUCAAGUGGCAAAAGGGAGAUGUGCUAUUACUUGAUAACUUCACUGUUCAACAUGCUAGGCGUCCUGGGAAGCCACCACGAACUGUAUUAGUGUCUGUGUGUAAGUGAAGUUGAAGAUUGGAGAGUGUAGGUGUGUGCACCAAAUACAAUUUUAUGAGACAACUCUCUUUU